Messenger RNA from Eucalyptus grandis, 954 nucleotides. RefSeq names its product protein EARLY FLOWERING 4-like. Bases 132 to 560 code for a protein of 142 amino acids. The transcript is spliced from 2 exons. Lineage: Eukaryota; Viridiplantae; Streptophyta; Magnoliopsida; Myrtales; Myrtaceae. Gene Ontology annotation, biological process: positive regulation of circadian rhythm; entrainment of circadian clock. Gene Ontology annotation, cellular component: nucleus. The record is from RefSeq and is a predicted model, not a curated record.
UCAAAGAAAAGUAUAGAUUCUCUCCGAAAAUAUUAACGGCGCAGCAAGAGCUCACGAAGAAGAAAUGUCCGCAGCCGGAGUGACGACCAGCCCCGCCUCGAUUCCUCCCCGCCGCCCCGCCGGAUCGAGCAAUGGAGGACGCCGCCGCCGCCGCCGCCGCCGCCGCCGCCGCCAACAACCGCCGCCACUGCCCGUCCUCCGCCAAGGCCAACCCCUCCACCGUCACCACCGCCACCACCGCGCGUGCCGGCGACUCGCUGAAGGGCUCCCCCGUGGACGUCGAGUGCGACCCCGAGGUGUGGGAGAUGUUCAACAAGAACUUCCGGCAGGUGCAGACCCUGCUCGACCGGAACCGCUCGCUGAUCCGGCAGGUGAACGACAACCACCAGUCGAAGAGCGCCAAAAACAUGGUCAAGAACGAGGCCCUGAUCCACGAGAUCAACCAGAACAUAUCGAAGGUGGUGUCGCUCUACCCCGAUCUCUCCACGGAUUUCUCCUCCGCGUUCCACCAGCGAGAGACGAGCGGCACCGGUUCCGCGUCCAAAGGAAGCAGCCCCUAAUCGUGACCCCUUAUCGAGAACCCCUUCUGUAGGAUUGGGAAUUUUUUCUGCAGGAGUGAAGGUCCAGUUGCCUUGGGUUUGCAAAUUAGGGCGACUAGGGGUUGCCAUGAACAGAAACUCUCCGGCUUCCGUCUUUGUUCGUGGGUGUUGAUUUCAUCAGAUUUACUGGGCAAGAACAGAUGGAUUGUGCUUUAGGAGCGCUGUAAUGGCUAUCGCCCAACUUUGAUCUGAUGUAAAGAGCUCGAUCUGUUCUAGCUGUCUUCCUUGUAUUCAUACACUUGCUAUGUCGCUUCGGUAAAUCUCACAGUAUGGGAUGUGACCCUGUAAUUUCUCACAUCUAACCUGAACUUAGGCCUUAUCUCCCAAUGACCACCCCCAUUGUCAUUGCGCAUAA